Messenger RNA from [Candida] anglica, 3105 nucleotides. Lineage: Eukaryota; Fungi; Ascomycota; Pichiomycetes; Serinales; Debaryomycetaceae. The record is from the annotation of a GenBank genome assembly.
AUGCAAUACCGUGAGAAUCGUCUCGAGACGUUCGAGAACGGUGCCUUUCAAGGAAAGUCGAAACAAAUGCGAUAUUGGACUCAUAGUAGACCAACGCCUGAGGUACUCGCAGAUCAUGGGUUCUUUUUCACGCCUACAAAGCUAAAUCAGGAUCAAGUUACAUGUUGUGUUUGUAGGAAAAAGGAAACUAAUGUGGAAGGGGUUGAGAAUAUGGCUAUGUAUCAUUUAGAAAAUAACCCUGAAUGUCCGUUGGCCACGAUAAUAUCUUUACAAAUACAACAUAUUCUGAGCGAAUCAACACUGGAGGAAUUUUGGAAGGAUGAGGCCCUGGGUGCUUUAAAGGAUCCAUUAUCAAAGAAUGCUAUAAAUAUGCGGAAGAAAACCUAUGGACUGAACUGGAAGUACGACUAUAGUCGUGCAGAUCUCUCACUGGGGAAAGUACCAAUUAAACCUAUAGCUACCAGUACAGCACUUGCAAACGCUGGAUUUUAUUAUUGUCCAUUGAGAUAUGGCAAUGAUAGAGUGCAAUGUGUAUAUUGUAAUUGUUCCUUAGAUACCUGGCUGCCUUCUGACAAUCCGAUGGAUGAGCAUCGUCAGAAUGCAAUCAACUAUUGUUAUUUCUUGGACGUUAUUGAUAACCAAUCAAAUCCAAAAACCAAUAUAAAACGACUGACACCUUCUAUUCAGACCCAGAAUAAUAUUAUCACCAUCAGUGACUCAGAAAUGGAAGCUACCGCUUCGGAGUCAGAUGAAGUACCCCCAGUUAACAAUAGAAGUACUAAACGGAAAUCUGACAAUUCAGUGAUAGAAGAGAAUCAAGAGAAAGUAAUUCCCAGAAAGAGAACGAGGAAACUUCCUGUUAUAUCGGAUUCUCAGUCUAGUUCUAGUUCUAGUUCUAGUUCUGAAUCUGAGUCCGAUUCAAUAAUUCAACAAGACGAUAAUGCUGGCUCUGAAAAGAUAGCUUCAACACCAUCGGAUCCAGUUGAAGAAAAACUUGACGAAAUAAUUGCCAUAUCUAGUCCUGCCUCUGAUACUUCAAUUCAACGGAACCAUGACGCUGAAAAAUCAAGAGAAAUGAUGAGCUCUCCAGAUUUGGAAAUUAAGGAGUUCGAUGAUCACCCACAAGUAGAAGAUGAUAUGGAGGAUGUAGAAGUAGAAAAACCUGACGAUAGCGAGGAAAAUUCUAGUAUAAGUGAAAGCUCUGUCUAUGAAGAUGACUCAGACGUUCAAGAAUAUGCAGAGUCAAAAUCAUUCCUGGAUGACGAAUCCUAUCAUGACGACGUAGAUGAGGAAGAAGAUGAGGAAGAAAUUAAUCUUGAGGUACCGAAGAGGAGAAAGUUACGAAUGGAGUUAACAAAGGAUGCUCUGGAUGAGGAUGAUUUUAAGGCUCCUGUGAAAACAGCACAAAAGAAACCUGUAAAAAAUUCAAAGAAAAAUCAGAAACCAAUUACAGUAGAUGACGUUAAUAAUAUAUCGUUUGAUGACGAAAGGUUCCAACAAAUACUUACAUCUCCCAAGAAAAACAAGAAAAUAAAGAUUAAUGAUAAGAAGAUUACCUCAAAAUCCCCUUCCCUCCAUGAUAUUUCGAACCAUAAUCUUGGUGACUACGAAGAAGAUAAUUUAGAAUACUUGGAGAAGCAUAUAAAUAUUGCAUCUGAAAAUUUAUCACCAAUACAGCUUUCACCAGAACCUCGAAACCAACCACCCUCUAUUGAUAAAGUAUUAGAGCCAUUUUCAACCGCAUUGAAACCUCAAUUACUUAAUGCUCCAGCAAAAAUAUCUAGAUCUGUGGAUUUGAAGGGACAGAAGACUAAAAAUAUUUUAGAUAUGUCUUUUGGUGAUGACAUAUUCUCAACUAAAGGAGAAGAAAUUAAUUUUGAUCCGAUAAGGAAUGGCGGAGAAGCGAAACCCAUCCAAACUCAACAAAUACUCGAGGAUGAAGUGAAUCAAUCACAAGUGGCGGAAGACAGUGAAGAUUCAAUUUCUGAUUCUAUGUAUAUUGAUGCAGAGGAUAGUUUGAAUAUUGAAGAUGAAUCUCAUGGGAGUGGGACCGAAUUUGAAACUCGAAAUAUUCUGAAGGAUUUGGGGUCUAGUAAUACUUCAAUCAAAAAUAAUACAUUGGAUACCAAAAAUGAAAAAGUUUCAAGAGAUGAAGUUAAACAAUCAGAUCCAGAAUUAGGGGAACCAUUGGAAAAUUCUACAAUGGUAUCAUCGCCUCUUGUAUCACACAAUAUAAAUGAAACCAAUACUGAUAAGGUGAAUCUUAAAUCCGAAACCACACCAGAAUUUGAUAGAUCAAAGAGUAAAAUCAUCUCUUCAGACAGAAAUGAUAAUGAAAAUAUUAUAGAAAAACCCACAAAAGAGGAAUCACCCAUGUCGAAAAGACCACAGAGCAGUAUUGGAUCAUUUGACCCUGUAAAUUUCGGAUCGGGAUCUCCAAUUGAUACCCCAUCGAAGCAUUCUGUUGGUAAUUCAUUUAAGAAUGCCCCUGAUAUUGAGCCGUCUUCGCCAACCCUAAAUAACUCCAGGAAUAAACUACCAGAAACCUCUCCUCUUGGAAGAAAUUCUACUAUGAUUGAAGAAACAUUGGAUACACCAGAGGCUCCAUCAGAUAGAAUGAAUAUCGAAGAAGGGAAACUUGGAGAGCGAAAGUCACUGACCUUGAACCAAGACAUAACUGACUCCUUCAAUAGACUACUUGAAUCAAGUACUCCGCAGAAAAAAACUGGAAAUGAAAAUGAAAAUGAAGUGAAAGAAAGAGAAAUAUAUAAUAAUGAAAAACGACUAUCUCCACAAAUAUGGAAGAAGGCAUCAUUCGCAAGUCUUCUAGAUAAUUUAAAUAAUAUGGAAACUGCAUCCCAGUAUCUUCACACUCUUUCCACAUCUAAGUUUGAACUCAACGAUGAUUACGAUGGAGAGCUUACAUCAUUUAUUUCAAAUAUGCCUGAGGAAGAAGAGGAGAUGACCUUACAACAGUGGAUUCGAUCAAAUGCUGCAAAUUGUCGGAAACUCCUAGAACAAGUAUGUACGGAAAUGAUCGAUAGUUACACGAAAGAAUGUGAAAGAGCAAUGACUAUCCUUCAAGACUUACCUACUGAAGAUUAA